This is a messenger RNA of Effrenium voratum, 2536 nucleotides long. The record is from the annotation of a GenBank genome assembly. NCBI's taxonomy places the organism in Eukaryota, Dinophyceae, Suessiales, Symbiodiniaceae.
AGUCGCUCAAAACCCGCCGGCCGUCGCGGCCUUCGCGCCAUGCCGAUUCCUUCUUUGCAGUGUGACGCAUGCAUGUGCGACAACGAGCGUGUGGAAAUCGAGGCUGCGGCAGCGCAGAAGUUGGAGGUGCAACACCAUGGCUGGCCAAAGGAGCCGGAGGUCUGCGCGGCCAAAGCAGAGGAUUACGCGGAAAUGGUGGGCACGCUGUGGAAAAACGGGGAGACCAUCAUCGAACCCGAGGAGAAGUUUAACCAGUUUGCCCAGCAUUUCCAUAGCGAUUUGGAGCACUGGAUCUCGGAAGUCUCAGAGGUGUUCCACUGGCGGAUCUUCUUUGUAGAGCUGGUUGGUCACUUUGCUUUCAGCAUCUUCGGGCCCUUUUCCACCCCCCUGCUCUUCCUUUGCUAUGGGACCAAGAUCGGUCUGGAAAACCGGGGCUUCUGGAUCUUCAAGGUCUCUCCGCCCAUGGUGUUUCAGCUGGUGAUUUGGCUGCUCUUUGCCAUGGCCAUCGUGGCAUAUUGCGCGGGUUCCCGGGAGAACUUGAUGAUCAUCGAGCCAAAGUUCGCAGCCAUGUGCCUCUUUUUGCGGAACUUGCCCAUCGCCACCAAGUAUGCCUAUUGCUCCACCGAAACCUGGAUGAGCCACAACACAAAGCACAUCGAGUUUAAGUACCGGGCAUUCCAGAACCUGCUAUCGGGAUGGUACGUCAUCCCUCAGGAGAACUUCGAGAUCCAGGCGGAGGUGGCGUUCAUCGGGGUCCUGGGCUCCAAGGAGCAGCGGGAGGAGUUCACCGUACGGUUUCUGCCGUGGCCGCAGAAUGGCAUGGACCUCUUCCUCAUGCGAAAACGCAUCGAUGUCACCAGCAGGACCAUGUUCCUGGCGCCCACGGGGGACAUUAGCAACCCCGACUCUUGGCGCCGGAAGCCGGUGCGCCGCCGCAUCAUCGAGGAUUCCUCGUCUCCGAGGGAUUCUCCGGAGCUGGAUAACAGCAUCAAGACGCUGAAGAACAAGAUGUCUAAGAAGUCCUUGGGGCAGAUGCGCUCCUUUGUCCUGGGCGGGGAGAAGAAGGAGGGGCGCAAGACCAUGUGCGAGCAGGCAGAAGUGGAGAAACACCUCUUCCAGGUGGCGGCUGCAGGAGGAGAGGUGGGGAUCGAAGACUUGUUCCUCUACAUUCUGAAGGGUAUUUCCUAUAGCGAGAAGGCCUUCAUGCCGCCCCUGCAGCGGAUCAGCGCUUUCUUCACCCUCAUCACGGUGCUGCUGCCCUCCUUCCUGCGGUGGCGGAACAGCGGCCGGUUCCUGGGCCCGGAUCCCCUCUCCGUGCUGUUCGUGGUUGGGGUGUGGCCCUCGAACUUCAUUUGCCUUUGGUCCUCUAUGCUCUUCAUCGCCGUUGGAGCGGUGGACAUGUGGCGCCGCCGGGCUCUGAUGCGAUCCUGCGCUGCCAUGAUCUCUGUGCAACGGGAGUUCCGACGCCACUGCCCGGCGGAGGUGGACAUGUUGCCGGUCUUGAACCUUGCGCACGCUCCUACCGUGGCCGGCUGGCGAAAGCUUCGGCAGCUUUGCACCGAAUGGGGGAAGUUCUACCAGUCCAGGAUCCGCGCCUUCUCAGCCCAGUUCUUCUUCUUCCUCCUGGUGAUCCUCACGGAUCUCAUCUGCGGCAUGCUGAUCCCCGCCUACACGGAGUUCAGUGGCGUGAACUUGGCCUCCCUGCUCGUCUGCGGCCUUGUGAGCACCGCCCUGGUGGUUUGCAUCAUCACCUUGGUGCAUCUGGGGAACGAGGUGAACAAGUCCGCGGAGAGGCACCGCUUCCUGAUCAACCGCCAGCGCACCUUGCUCACAGCCAUAAAGCAUGAAGCCUCCACUUCACUCAAGUCGGCCGCCAUGUGCGCAGCAAGGAGCGAAGCCCAGAAGAAUUCGCGGAUGCCCCCUGACCCUUGCCAGGAAGAGUUGGAGAAGACGACGGACCUUAUGGCAUGUUUGAGCGACGAGCUAGAGUGUGAUGGGAAUGUGCGGCCCUUGACUUUGCUGGGAAUGCCGCUGGGAUGGUCUUUGAUCUCCUUCCUGAACUUUAUCCCCAUCGGAGUGAUUUCCACGCUCAUGCAGUUCUGUGGGAACGAGGAGACUGCCCAACGCUGCUUGGCUUGAGGGCUUGAGCGCUUGAGCGCGAUAAAGAGAGUGCCCGGCUAAGCUGAGCAAACUGUUCUGAUACGAGAGUGCAGCGGCUUGGCUGCAUGAGUGUCUUUGCUUCGCAAAAUUGGGGGGGGGGGAGUUCUGAAAGUUGUGCUUCUUUGACUUCUUUCAAGCCUGGCCAGAGAACAGAAUCCCCAGCCCAGCGCGGCUUGCUCUUUGAGCAGCGUUGCAAUGAUGACUGAAACCAUAUCAUCCGACGCUCGCAAUCCACGGGUCCACGGGUCCCGUGGCUUGCGCCAAGUUGCCUUCCCUGUGCCCAAAUGAAGCGCGGCUUGCAGGCCAUUUCAACGUGGCACGCGCGCCCUCACCAGUCAAAUCACCAACACCAGACAACUUGCCAGCCUGGCCCCGA